Molecule: messenger RNA, 339 nt
Organism: Mycena citricolor
Lineage: Eukaryota; Fungi; Basidiomycota; Agaricomycetes; Agaricales; Mycenaceae
Source: the annotation of a GenBank genome assembly
GAUCUGUCAACGGGGGCACGCCGGAGUGCUGAAUGGUAACAGCGUUGAGCGGCUCGAGGCUGUGGACAAGACGCAAGCUAGUGCCAUCUUUCUUGACGACGCAGAACCAACGGGAACGGUACGAAGAAUUCGACGGCUCGUACACUCCCGCGGCCAUCUUCUUGCGAAUCAGCUCGCAGACUUGGUCAUAGAUACCGGGCGGAAUUGGUUUGAAGAAGUCGGAUCGAAAUUUUCCUCGUUCAAGCGACGCUCCUCUGGCCAUAGAAAUCCCUCGGGAUGAAGGGAGUCAAUGAUGUCGCGUCGUUCAGUGGUGUAACGACCAAUGGGAAGGAACGGGGG